Molecule: messenger RNA, 1374 nt
Organism: Macadamia integrifolia
Lineage: Eukaryota; Viridiplantae; Streptophyta; Magnoliopsida; Proteales; Proteaceae
Product: protein AGENET DOMAIN (AGD)-CONTAINING P1-like
Exons: 3
Coding region: 39-1058 (339 amino acids)
Source: RefSeq, a predicted model, not a curated record
AUACCUUCUUCCCCGGAAUCCGUAACAAGUAACAACCGAUGGCUCCUUCUCUGGGCGGAAGUAGGAAGAGGAAGUCUUGUGAGUUGCAGAGCAAAAUGGAGAAAGGGCUUUUCAAGAAGGGAAGAAAGGUCGAAGCUUGCUUCGAUGAGCCAGGCAUCAGGGGUGCCUGGUUCACGGCAACUGUUCUCCGACCUCCGAGAAGGGACAAGAAGGUACAUCUUGAGUUCCAAAGUUUACUGAACGAAGAGGGAAGCUCAGAGCGGCUGAAAGAAAAGGUCACUGUGGUCAAUGUCAGGCCUCCACCUCCUCUUGAAUUCCAUCGGACCUUCAAGAUGAGUGAUGAAGUUGACGCAUUUCACGAUGAUGGUUGGUGGGAAGGAGUCAUUACCAAAGUUCAUGAUAAAGAUAGGUUUUCUGUUUACUUCAGAAAUAGCAAAGAUGAGCUCGUUUUUCCUGCAGCUAACCUGCGUCUCCAUCGCGAGUGGGUUGAUGGCAGCUGGGUUCCUCCAAUUGAAGAAAUCUACAAGAGUAAUGUGUGGAGAUCAGAGGGGAAUAACAUGGUAAAACCAGAGGGUCCAUCAAAAAAGUAUUCAUCAAAAUCCAAGAUAAAAUUUGAAAAGGGAACACAAGUGGAGAUCAGCAGUGAUGAAGAAGGUUAUGUUGGUGCUUGGUUUGUUGCAACCUAUGUCAAAAAAGUAGGGAACAAGUACUUGGUAGAGCAUAAGCACUUCACAACAGAUGAUGGAACUGAGCUAUUAAAAGAAGAGGUGGAUGCUCAGCACAUCAGACCUCUUCCUCCUGAGAUUUUAAUUGUUGAUCGUUUCAAACGUCUGGAAGCAGUUGAUGCUUGGUUUAAUGAUACUUGGUGGGUAGGUAUGAUCUCUAAAGUUCUUGACAAUUCGAAGUACAUAGUCUACUUCAAAAACACGAGAGAAGAAAUGGUGUUUCAACAUUCGUCUUUGAGGCUUCAUCAGGAUUGCAUUGAUGACCAAUGGAUCAGGGCUUCUAGGAUCUUUUUCUGGGGCUUGAUACUUGGCUUGCUUCCUUGGCAGGCUUAGACGUCGUGAUCAGGGGAUGAAGUGAGGGAAUUCUGCAUAGCAACCUUUCAUCGGGUGGCAUUGUUGCGCUUCCUGCAUCUUGAGACAUCGUUACUUAUGAUUCUGGAAUCCGGAUUUUUGCUAUGUGAUUACUGCAUAUCCAAUCCUUGGGUUAUAAGAGUUUCGAUCCCCUACAUAUUAUCUUGCAAUUCAUAUUGAAUUUAACAGUAACCUUGGCUUCUCUCCCUGAACUGUGACAAACUUGUUACACCAUCAAGGCAAGAUUCUGUGAUUGUUUCCAGUGGAAUUCACAGUGCAUAUUCCCAAGUCUCAAAAA